UGACGUCACUCCUCCCCUUUAAACCGAGGAACACAAGAGCUCGCUAACGUUAGCUUGUUGGCUAACCCUAAUACCGGGGAGACAACUGGCUCAGACCCUACGAACCGUGGUAUUUCUGACUCAAAAAGGUCCCAGAAGAAACACUCGAUGGUUAUUAUAAAAGAAAAAGGUGGGGCGUUUGAAAUAAACGGAGAAAAGCCGUCAAAGUGAAGAAAAAGGGCGCAUUGUCAUGACCAGAUCCAUGGCAAAGUGGCUAAAGGACUACCUGAACUUUGGUAACCGACGUGACCCCCCGCAGCCCCCAAGGCCAGACUACAGCGAGAGCGAGAUUCUGCGGGCCUACCGAGCCCAAAAGGAGCUGGACUUUGAGGAUCCGUACCAGUGCUCGGUAAAGGAGCACCAAAACGGGGGCGGCUAUGGUCGUGUGGAUGUAAGCCUGCCUCCAUUUCCUUCCUUUGGUUCUGGCUUGUCUAACGGUACAACAGAGGUGAAGGUGUUGUCCCCUAAACACAGGCUGAUUAAAGUGGAGUCUCAGGAGUUUGGCCACUGUAAGAUAGCCCUGAGUCCAGUCAGUGUUCAAGAGGAGCCUGUGCUGCCCUCUGCCCCGGUAGCACCGGACCCCGACACGGACUAUUCGGACCCGUUUGACGCCCGUCCAGACCCAAGGACGCAGACCGACUGGGAGCCCGAAUCGGCGCCGGCGGACUGCUCUAGCUACAUGGAGCCGUUUGAGGCUCAGAAGAUUAUUUCAGCAGAGAUGCAGCGUAACAAGAGCACCAGCGGCAGCCAGCUUUACGACAGCCCGUAUGAGGAACGGACCCGACUGCCGGCCCGCGCGCCGACGGCACCGCUACAGCAGCUCCACAAGCUCGACAGUGCGCUUAGCCCCGCAGACGAUAGGGAGAGCCGGCUCCCGCAGAACGAUGAAAGGCCGGCCGACGAGUACGACCAGCCGUGGGAGUGGAAAAAGAAUGACAUCUCCAAAGCGCUCGCCGUUCAGUUUGAGGGCGCUGAGAGGGAGCGCUCGCGUGUCCAAACAGAGAACAGCAGGCUGACAAAAGCCGCCAACGCGUCGGCCGUGGCGGCGGACUCCAACACCCUGCGCCUGCUUUGUGAUGCGCUCCCCCUCCUCGGAGAGCGAGUGGACCCCAACCUACCGCUGGAAAGACAAGUGUGGUACCACGGAGCGCUAAGUCGCUCCGAGGCAGAGUCUCUGCUGACCCUGUGCAAGGAGAGCUCCUACCUGGUGAGGAACAGUCAGACCUGCCGCAAUGAAUUCUCUCUCUCGCUCAGGAGUUGCAAGGGCUUCAUGCACAUGAAGUUCACGCGCUUGGCCGACGGCUGCUUCGUCCUCGGCGAGAACAGCCCACCCUUCGCCACCAUCCCGGAGGUCAUCCACUACUACAGCACGCACAAGCUGCCCAUCCGGGGGGCCGAGCACAUGUCCCUUCUGUAUCCCGUCAUUGUGCAGACGCUCUGACAGAUGCCAAAAUUUCGUGGCAGCUCAAAUUCAGCCCGGUGCCUCGACAACACGGACUGCAAGGCUGAGCGCUGACAUUUGAAAGGAUCUUCUUGAGAGGUUCUUGCACAUCGCUGGCAUUGGGCCGGAAGCUCUUAGGUUACAAUUUGAUAAAUGUCAUAGUUUUUCACAAAUCUUCCCCACGUGUGGGCGUUAUUUUUACAAAUAUUUCGACUGCUCUCAACCAUUGAAAAGGGCUUGUGCGCUUUGAUGACGCAAUGUUAAUGCUUGACGAAGAAUGUGUUUUUGGGGUCUCCUGAAAAGUGAAGAUUUUGGAGGUACGAGGAUUAUGCCCAACGUCGGCUGUAGAUAGAUAAAUCGUAGAUUUAAGUUUCCUGUCGCUCACAUUUUUAGGUGUUAGUGACCCACAUAGUGGAUGAGUUGAAAGCGUCAAGACACUUGAGGUGUGCAUUUGUCAUCCAAAUAUAGCUUUGUUCUGUUUUCUAAGAUUUGAGAAUAAACUUAUCUGUUUUUAA
This is a messenger RNA of Syngnathus typhle (broad-nosed pipefish), 1995 nucleotides long. Its product is annotated as SH2 domain-containing adapter protein F-like. Lineage: Eukaryota; Metazoa; Chordata; Actinopteri; Syngnathiformes; Syngnathidae. The transcript has 8 exons. The record is from RefSeq and is a predicted model, not a curated record. Gene Ontology annotation, molecular function: phosphotyrosine residue binding. Bases 230 to 1480 code for a protein of 416 amino acids.